Acanthopagrus latus (yellowfin seabream) is the source of this 3153-nucleotide messenger RNA. RefSeq names its product aarF domain containing kinase 2 (gene adck2). Bases 584 to 2437 code for a protein of 617 amino acids. Lineage: Eukaryota; Metazoa; Chordata; Actinopteri; Spariformes; Sparidae. The record is from RefSeq and is a predicted model, not a curated record. The transcript has 9 exons. Gene Ontology annotation, cellular component: mitochondrion.
UUUCAUACUCUCAUACAGAAACUUCAAAUAUGUAUUUAACAUUUUAUUUAUUUUAAGUCAAAAAUGUCAACCACCAAAUAUAAGAAAGAAAGAAGUGAUCAAUUAAAUAUACGAUAUAAAUAAGGCAUUACACAAACACACACACUCAAAUAUCAGCACAAAAUCCCGCUAAAUCAUCCGUUAAAUGUUCCUAUUUUUGAAUAUCUUUUUUUUUUUUCCGGGACCUGUGCCUUUAAGACCAUGACACGUGACCGCGCAGGCAAGACGUCACACCCGGAAACGAAGUGGCUGUCAUUGCGAUGUUUUCAUGGAUGUUCUGUUUUCAAUGGAGAUGGAAGAUAUUUUUGGCAGCCACAGUGACAUCAGCUGAACCAUGAAAUGCUUCUCUCGUCGACGGCUGGAGAGGAGGCAACCCUGUCGCCUCCCUUACAGAGGAAACGACAGUAACUCCCACUGACACGUUGAAUCUGUGGCUGUUUUACGUGCAGGCAGCAGUCUGUCCCGUCGUGCUUUAUUGAUGUUUUUGCAAAAGGGUUUCGUACAAGACUGAUACACAUGGCCGAGCUAACAGCCAACUGACGUGAUGACCAUGCUGACUUUUGGAGCAAGAGCAGUCCUCUUUAACCUGAGGUACUCUUUCCACAAAGCGGGCUCCUUUACCCGAACCAGACUCAUCCACAACUCCAGGGCAUGUUUUGUCAAACGAGGGCAGAUUUUAACACAGAUUCCCAAGGUUACAUUGCUGUGUUUGGGUGCAGUGAAUGCAUCAUCCUGUGCUGCAAGAUGCCAAGAAGCAAUUCUCCCAUCCCCAAAGUCUGACAGACAGUCUCUAGCCAAAGUCCAAGUGCACAAAGUUAUAUUUUUCUUCCGCCUCACCCUUCGCGCGUUGCUGCUGCUCUUUAAAUUUGGCCCCCUCCUCCUCCUCUCCCCCUUGGCUCUGGUGUCCUCUCGCUGGGCAGGGCGCUGGCUGGAUGCUUUGCUAUGGGUGACAGAAACGUCUGGGCCCACUUUCAUCAAGCUGGGUCAGUGGGCGAGCACCAGGCGGGACAUCUUCUCUCAGGAGUUCUGCGAGCGCUUCUCCAGGCUCCAUGUAAGGGUCCGCCCUCACUCCUGGGCCCACACCAAGCAGUGUCUCCGGAGGGCUUUCGGGGAGGGCUGGAGGAGCGUUUUACAGAUCGACAGCAAAGAGCCAGUGGGUUCGGGAUGUGUGGCCCAGGUGUACAGAGGGUGGGCCAACGCGGACCAGGUUGACGACCCAGCUUUCCAGUCGCUGGUGGAGGAGAUGGAGAAAGAAGACUUACUGGAAGCUUGGGAGAUACCUGGUCUGAGAGGAGUCACCAGAUCCCUGUGGCAGCUCUGGAGGGGGAGGAAGGAGGGGGAAGGCUUUGAGGAAAGAAAUCACCCAAAGGUGCAGCAUGAGGAGGGCAGUGCAGAGAAGGGGCAUCUGAUACCUGUGGCUAUUAAGGUGCUACAUCCAGGCAUAAGGGGUCAGGUUGAAAUGGACCUGAUGCUGAUGAAAGCAGGAAGUUGGCUUCUGCACUGCCUGCCUGGUCUCAAGUGGCUCAGUCUGUUUGAGAUAGUGGAGGAGUUUGAGAAGCUCAUGACCAAACAGAUUGAUCUCCGGUUUGAGGCAAAGAACAUCGAGCGUUUCCGGGAAAACUUCCGCAACGUGGAGUAUGUCAAGUUCCCAACUCCGUUACGACCAUUUGUCACCAGGACCAUUUUAGUGGAGACUUUUGAAGAGAGUGAGCCCAUAUCCAACUACCUGAGCUCUGACAUUCCUCCGGAGGUGAAGCAGAAAAUAGCCAGGAUGGGAGUAGACGCAAUCCUGAAGAUGGUUUUUGUGGACAACUUUGUCCAUGCGGAUCUCCAUCCAGGGAACAUUCUGGUCAAGUGCUCGGGGCCUGUUCCUGGUUCCAGUGACAGCACUGGUGUCUCAGGGGAGGCCCAUGGUAAGACCACCCUCACUGACCUGUGGGACACUGUAGUGAUCAGCGUCAGGCCGGACCCGAAUCCUUUCCAGCUGGUGCUACUUGAUGCAGGCAUCGUAGCCCAGCUUAGUGACCACGAUCUCGCAAACUUGAAGGCUGUCUUCACAGCUGUGGUGCUGCAACAGGGUGAACGUGUGGCAGAGUUGAUCCUGAAUCAUGCCAGGGCUAAUGAGUGCCAAGACGUGCCACAGUUUAAGAAGGAGAUGGCUGAGCUGGUGGACCAAGCCCUCAGCAACACUCUCUCUCUGGGAAAGGUCCAAGUGGGUGAAUUGCUCUCCAAAGUCUUUGGUCUACUCAUCCAACACAAGGUGAAGCUGGAGAGUAACUUCGCCUCCAUUGUGUUUGCCAUCAUGGUGCUGGAAGGUCUGGGCAGGUCACUUGAUCCAAACUUGGACAUCCUGGAUUCAGCCAAACCCCUGCUGCUAAAGAACUAUACACAGCUCUGACACACACAUACACAUAACAGCAACACUAUACGCUUCUAUAUAGUAUAUCAGAAGAUACUGUAUCCUCCGUAUGCAUCAGUGACGGGUUGUCUUCAACCAUAAAAUGCACGAUUCCUUUGUGGAUCACAUGUUCACUGUCUCAUCACUACAUUUUAGCAGUGCUGAUGCCAUCAUUACCUCAUUGAGUUUUAAACUGUUGACGAUUCCACUUUCCUCACUGUUGCUCUUGAAUUUUACUUUAAGUACUUUCUGGUUGUAGUACAAAAAUUCCACCCACCAUAAUCGAUUUUAAGGAAACACUCACCGAGCCUAAUGAAGUAGAGUGUAUGCGUUUUAAAUGAGGCACCACGUAUUUAUUGAGUGCUAAUGGAGUCAGACGCAUCGUCAGAUGCACAGAUGGCUUCAGAGACCAUUUGUAGUGAUUUAUGACAUAAAACAAGAUCCCUAGUUGAUACUUCCCAUUUUACUUUUUGCUUUUUAAUGACUGAUAUUGACCUCAGGAUGUCUUUUAGCACUCCAUCUUUUAUUGCAUCUUAGAUAAUGUUGUCUAAUGGACGUAUCUGGUGUGAAUCAUAAUACCUGGUAACAUUUGUUCAGACUGACAUUUCAACAUUGACAGUGUGAAGGCUUUGGCUAAUUGUACUCACAGCUGACCCAUGUCUUUUGUUUUACCAUUUUAAAUUAAAUCAAUAAAAAGGGAAUCUAUACUAACUGGC